This is a messenger RNA of Brassica oleracea var. oleracea, 1297 nucleotides long. Its product is annotated as flavone 3'-O-methyltransferase 1-like. Gene Ontology annotation, biological process: methylation. NCBI's taxonomy places the organism in Eukaryota, Viridiplantae, Streptophyta, Magnoliopsida, Brassicales, Brassicaceae. The transcript is spliced from 4 exons. The coding region runs from base 67 to 1176 and encodes 369 amino acids. The record is from RefSeq and is a predicted model, not a curated record. Gene Ontology annotation, molecular function: S-adenosylmethionine-dependent methyltransferase activity; protein dimerization activity; O-methyltransferase activity.
AUAUCAGAAACAUUUGCUUAGACAUUAGCCGAAAUUUUUUUAAGAAAAAAUACAUCUUCGAACAUCAUGGGAUCAUUGGCAAACUCUCAGGUGAUUCCUCUGAUAAAAAUUUCUAGCGACGAGGAGGCUAGCCUUUAUGCCAUGCAGCUUGGGAGCGCGUCCGUGCUUCCCAUGGUUCUGAAAGCAGCCAUAGAGCUCGACUUGCUCGAGAUCAUGGCCAAGAACGAUUGCUUCUUCGGUACUCAGAUGUCUCCUUCAGAGUUAGCAUCCCAUCUCCCAACCAAGAACCCUGAUGCACAGGUCAUGCUUGACCGGAUCCUCCGGUUGCUUGCCUCACACUCCAUACUGACUUGCUCUGUACGUAAACUACAUGACGGUGGUGUAGAGCGUCUCUACGGACUUGACACUGUCUGCAAAUACUUGACUAAUAACGAUGACGGUGUCUCCCUUGCCACUCACUGUCUUUUGAACCAAGACAAGGUCCUCAUGGAGAGUUGGUAUCAUUUGAAGGAUGCAGUCCUUGAAGGAGGGAUCCCAUUCGAUAAGGGAUACGGUAUGCCAACCUUCGUUUAUCAUGGGAAAGACCAGCGAUUUGCAAAUGUGUUUAACAAUGGAAUGUCAAACCACUCCACCAUUGUGAUGAAGAAGAUUCUAGAGGCUUACAAGGGCUUCGAAGGAUUAUCAUCUGUAGUCGAUGUUGGCGGUGGAAUAGGAGCCUCUCUUCAUAUGAUUGUUUCCAAAUACCCAACCAUCAAAGGGACCAACUUUGAUCUCCCACAUGUUAUCGAGAAUGCCCCGUCUCUUGCUGGUAUUGAACAUGUUAAAGGAGAUAUGUUUGUUAGUGUUCCCAAAGGAGAUGCCAUAUUCCUUAAGUGGGUUUGCCAUGACUGGAGCGACGAACACUGCUUGAAAUUAUUGAAAAACUGCUAUGAAGCUCUUCCGGAUGAUGGAAAGGUGAUAGCUGUGGAGUGCUUAGUUCCAAUAGCACCAGACUCGAGCCUCUUGACCAAACAAGUAGUCCACUUGGACUGUAUCAUGAUGGCUCACACCGCCGGCGGCAGAGAGCGAACCGAAGAGGAGUUUGAGUCUUUGGCAAGAAGAGUUGGUUUCAAAGGCUUCCAAGUCAUUUGCAGCGUUUUUGGCACUUACAUCAUGGAAUUCUACAAGAUGACUUGAUCACUUCAACCUUCUUGCUUCUGUUGUGUGGUUGUCUUUUCUAUUUUCUUUUUUUUUUUUUAUCUAUGUAAUCGUUGUCUUGUCGUUGUUAUUGUUGAAUUUGCUUGGUCUGAAGUGCUGA